CCCCCCCCCGUGACGGGCGAGGCGGGGCAGUGCCCACUGUGGGUGGCCGAGGUGCCCUGGGAGGCAGCCAGCGGGAGGUUGGGGGCUCCGUGCGGCCCUGCUGGAAGCAGAGGGUACCAGCGGGCGGCAGCCCGAGGAGGGGAGCAGAGGGGCGCAGUACUCCUCGUCUGAGGAAGAGAUGGGGCUUCCCGCAUUGCGCUUCCUGCUCGCCUUCACUUCAACACCCGGGGUUUAGGGGAAACCCUGCGUCCCCUAAUGACCAGCGGGUGACAGUGAAUCCACACGCCAUAGGAUUGCCUAUAUAAAACAGAAGUUUGGAAAACAAUACUGUCUUUAUUAUCCAAACACCUUGCAUGAUACCCCAGUGCCACCCUUGAGCCAGAUCCAUCCUCCAUGUGGGUGCUGGCUGGCUGUGGUGUGAGGGAUACACUGAAUCCACUUGACAAAACAGCACAAUAAGUUAUUGGCUAAUAACAAAAUGAAAAGAAAUCUGAACUUAGCUUCUGGUAAUUGAUGUUACUAGAAACUGGUGCUUUCCCUGUUCAGGUCAUCGAUAGCCUGUGUUUGGAUUUUCUUUUUGCGAAUACGAGGUCUGGGAAGAGAUGACAUUAGUGAAGAAUGUAGAAACAAAGAGUCUGAUCCUAGGACUGGAGGUUUUGCCACAAAAGCACUAGCUGAUGUGUCCUGGUAGUCAGGGCAGGGAAAGUGAGCCUAGACAAGCUCUCUUGAGCAUCGGAGGAAAAAGAUAAUGAAUGUGGGCAAAAAUAAUGGUAAUUUGUUGCUAUAUGGCAAAUGUAGGAAACGUCAAACUGAACUUAUAUGUGUUCUCCAUCUCUUUCUUCAUAGGGAUUGUUUUAAAGAAUGUGGAGGAAUGGUCCCUGAAACUUUUUUGAGUUUCUUACCUUUCUCUUUUGGCCAUGAUCAAAUGCUUGGAGGAAGAUGUGAGAGCCAGGUUACGCUCUGGAGUGGCCAUCAAGUCUCUGGGUCAGUGUGUUGAGGAGCUUGUCCUCAACAGCAUUGAUGCUGAAGCAACAUGUGUGGCCAUCAGGGUGGAUCUGGACACCUUUAGGAUCCAAGUGGUGGACAAUGGCUCUGGGAUAGGGCGAGAGGACCUAAAUAAAGUGGGGAAUCGCUAUUUUACCAGUAAAUGCAGCUCAGUGGAGGAUUUAGAGAACCUGAAAUUUUAUGGCUUCCGAGGAGAAGCUUUGUCAAGUAUAGCAAAUAUGGCCAGCAUAGUGGAAAUUUCAUCUAAGACCAAUAAGACAGUUAAAACCUUCACAAAACUGUUUCAAAAUGGGAAACCAAUGGAAGUCUGUGAAGCUGAACUGACUAGACCAAGUGGUGGAACAACAGUAACUGUGUGUAAUCUCUUCUACCAGUUACCAGUGAGGAAGAAGUGCAUGGAUCCAGUCCUGGAAUUUGAGAGAGUAAGGCAGAAGGUAGAAGCUCUUGCACUCACGCAUCCUUCUGUCUCUCUUUCCUUAAGAAACGAUGCUUCCUGCUCCAUGGUGCUUCAGCUUUCCAAAGCAAAAGACAUUUGUUCUCGCUUUUGUCAAAUUUAUGGACUGAGUAGAUCACAGAAGUUACGUGAAAUAAAUCAUAAGUGUGGAGGAUUUGAGUUGAGUGGCUAUAUUAGUUCAGAAGGGCAUUACAAUAAAAAUCUGCAAUUUUUGUACGUGAAUAAUAGACUGGUUUUAAAAACAAGAUUACAUAAACUCAUUGAUUUUUUAUUAAGGAAAGAAAGUGUUAUUUGCAAGACAAAAUCUAGCUUUGCUGGUAAACAGAUGAGUUCAAGUCCUGCACGACAUCGGUGUGGUCCAGAGCUCUACGGUAUAUUUGUUGUCAAUGUGCAGUGUCAAUACUGUGAGUAUGACGUGUGUCUGGAGCCCGCAAAAACGCUGAUUGAAUUCCGCAACUGGAACGGUCUUCUAGCUUGUGUUGAGGAAGGGGUGAAAGCAUUUUUAAAACGAGAACACUUAUUUAUUGAACCGUCUAGUGAAGACAUCAAAGAAUUUAAUGAAAAUAAUGACUUUUGUUUGUAUAGUGCCACAAUAAAACCUAUGCUCAUUGAAGAGACAAGUAUGAAGGACAAUUUUAAGAAAGCAUGUGAUGAUAUUGUGGAUUCCUAUGAAAUAUUUAAUUUGCAAUCCAAAGACAUCAAAAGAAAAGCAACUACUGGAAAAAAAUCUUCAGAUCCCAGAUAUUCAAAUGACAGAGCUGAGGAAAUGGAAGUUUCCUCAGAUCUAACCAUUGCUGAACCAGCUAACACAUUUAAGAGUAGUAAAACUAAGAGUCCUUCAUUCAACAAAGAUGACACUACUACUGAAAUCCCAGAGCAAGAUCCAGAAGAAUUUAAUAGUUUGCAAAUGGCAUCUGGUCACAAAUCUUUAGAAAAUUUCUGUGGAGAGGCCAGAUCAGAAAUAAUAGAAAUAGACAAUUGUGAUGAAAGGCCAUGUUGUACUGAAAAUUAUGUACAAGUUGCAAGAAGCCAUCAUGACAAAGUGGCUCUAAAAAGCAACACCACUAUUGCUUUCAGAAAUGAUGUCACUCAAGGGCAGCAGAAGGGAAUAAAAGUUUCUACUGAAAUAGCUGAAGGGCCAGAAAUCCUUGUUGGAAGGGCAUCCAUGGGAAUAUGUGCUACAACAAAAGAAAACCGUGGAACUACUACAAGAACAUAUACCUCUGGUGGACAAAAUGUAAUUAGCUCAGGACUGUUAAAGUUGUGUUCCACAGGGCUUAUAACUCAUGUCAUACAAAAUCAGUCACCACCUGAACAAACUGAAAUGAACUGUUCAUUAAGCAUGCCUUUUAGACCUGGUCCUGUAAGUGCCAAGGAUAUAUUUGGAAACAAGACUAUUUAUUCACUUCCAUCUCUAAAUAUUCGAGAUGUUUCUAGUAGUCUAAAUAAAGACAAUCCUAUCCUAUCCAAAAGAGAAGUGUGCAGAGCAAAUGCAGAGGAGAGGUUGGAAAAUGAGACUGUAUCAAAUCAGAGGAAUAAAGAAGUAGCUUUCUGUAUAGCAGGUAGUAGAAGGGAUUGUGUGAGAUCACACACUAAUGAGUUGCCUCUGAUCACUUCCUCAGGUGAUGUUACCAACUACAGAAGGCAAAUGGUUGAGCAGUCUGCUUGGUCUGUACCCCGAGCUUAUAAGAAGCUGAGUUUGUCCACAAAGGCAGGAUCAUUAGAGAGAUUUAGGAGACAUUAUGGAAAGCCCAGGAGUGAACCAUCAAUAUCUAUUUCAGAGAAGAGGUGUGAAUUUGGGCUCCCAGUUGAGCUCAGUACUCCAAUUGAUCUUGACACUUCCAAAAAUCAGAAUAAUAAUACUGAAUGCUUUAGUAUUUGUGAAACGCCAACUGUGGAACAUGCUCAUUCUAAUAAUAGUUGCCAAUCUGGUUGCUUUCCUUCCUUGGAGAGGACUCAGUUCUGUGGCACAGGCUUUUUGUUAGACAGACAGACUUGUGAGAGAGAGAGUCCUUUGACACUGACCAAUUACUGUCAGAGUAGAAGAAAAGAUAAAAGCAACAGUAGAUCUCCAGGGUCCCUGGCCUCUAAACUAUCUAGAAUGAAAGGUGACCAUGAAGAAGUUUUAGCUCCAGAAGUUGGGCAGCUUGAGAAACAAUCCCAAACUGAUUUAAGCAGAAAAGAUGAUACAGGGAAACUUGUGUCUCAAAGUGAAAGUGAUAAUUUAUUGCAAAGUUCUUAUGAAAUGUGUCAGAAUUCCUCACAAGAAGCAGAGGUAGGUGGGCAUGGUUGCCUCUCUCUAGCCUCUGAUGAGAUGAAUAUUCCCCAGAAAAUGCGUUGUAUGAGAGCAGGGGCCAUGGAAAAUACUGUCAACCACAGCAGCGAUGAGGCUCCAUGCAGUGGCUUGGCAUUGCCUGGUAAAAAGGUUUGGUCUGAAGAUGCUUGCCAAGAUCAAAGUGUUUUAGAUGUGUUUUCAGAGCAGAAUUUGAAAGCCACUCAGCUUCCAAGUGUGACCUUACCAGAUAGCUUGGCAGUCUCUCCAGAUGAUACAAACAUGGCUAAACCUGUGAAUGAGGAUUCAUUAUCAUGUGCUUCUGACUGGUUGCAAUAUUUUGAUGUUUCCUUGGGUAAGACAGUUUACAUCAACAAAACAACUGGGCUAAGUACCUACAGCACUCCUCCCUCUGAAGAAGUUCAAGCUGUUUGCACAAAAGAUAUAACUACUAUGGCUGUGAACGUUGUCUUAGAGAGUGGGUUUCAGUGCAGGUGCUAUCCCUUUAGAAGUGAGCUUGUUCUACCCUUCCUUCCUAGACCUCGAGAAGAGAGGAUUCUAGCAAGCCAGCAUUCCAGAGAAGCUGAUGCUGAUUCUCUCCAGUCCUUGUUGUCUGGCUGGGAUAAUCCCAUAUUUGCUUGCUACCCAGAGGUUGCUGUUGAUGUGAGUAGUAGCCAGGCUGGGAAUCUGGCUGUGAAAGUUCAUAAUAUCUUGUAUCCCUAUCGUUUCACCAAGGAGAUGAUUCAUUCAAUGCAGGUUCUUCAGCAAGUGGACAAUAAAUUUAUUGCUUGUUUAAUCAAUACUAGGAGUGAAGUGAAUGAAUAUUCAGAUGGUAAUCUGCUAGUGUUGGUGGAUCAGCAUGCAGCCCAUGAGCGUAUCCGCUUGGAGCAGCUCAUUGCAGAGUCAUAUGAGAAACCAUCUGCAGUAUCUGGUAAAAAGAAAUUACUGUCCUCCAUCAUCUGUCCUCCAUUGGAGAUUGAAGUAACAGAGGAACAAAGGAGACUCUUACGGUGCUGUUACAAAAGCCUGGAGGAUUUGGGCCUUGGAUUAUCAUUUCCAGAGAACAGGAACCAAAUUCUAGUGGGGAAAGUGCCCUUGUGCUUCAUGGAGAGAGAGGCCAAUGAAUUACGACGGAAAAGACAGCCUGUAGCUAAAAGCAUUGUGGAGGAGUUAAUUCAAGAGCAAAUUGAGCUACUGCAGACCACAGGAGGAGCACGAGGGACACUACCUCUGACGUUUCUGAAGGUGCUGGCUUCUCAAGCGUGCCAUGGAGCUAUUAAGUUCAAUGACAGUUUGACUAUGGAGGAGAGCUCCCAGCUUAUUGAAGCUUUGUCCUGCUGCCAGCUGCCCUUCCAGUGUGCUCAUGGAAGACCUUCCAUGCUACCCCUUGCAGAUACAGACCACUUGCCACAGGAAAAGCAGCAGCCUAAACCUAAUUUGGCUAAACUGAGAAAAAUGGCCCAAGCCUGGCAGCUGUUUGGGAAACAAAGACAUCACCAUGGAACUGAGCUCUGAAAACCAGGAUCCCAAGAGUGCUGUUAUCACUCAACUCCUUUCAACCAGCAUUCUGCAUGGACUUGCCUCCUGAGCCAGGACAGAAGCAGUUGUUCAAGGCUAGAAUCUGCCUCCCACUUGCAGGUGCUGAAUUCCCUUUUCCUUGUGAGGAUGAUUUUAGUCUAUGUAUUUACAGUGCUUUGGCUACAUAUUUAUUAAUAAACCUAAAUACACUUUCAUUUGGUAUUUGAUUGUAAGCUUGCCCACAAAAUGAUGUAGGUGGGCUGUGCUCAUUCCAGCCAUUGACAUGAAACUAAUGCAGAGGAGGCCUGGCUUUGGUAUUUCUCUUCCUGCCUGCAGCUGCUGCGGUUCCCCGACUCAUUUUACCAUGCUUACGGAAGAUUUCCAAACUAGAGCCUGAUGAUGUCGUCUUGGUGAAAUACAAGCUCAUAUCAUACUGCAAUUUCUGUUAAGUUGAUGUUUAUUUAUAUGGUACUAAAGAGAUAUUAUUGAUGUAUAUUUAUUUACUCAUAGGCAGCACCAUAUCAUGCAUCAUUACAAUAGGUAAGUGCCUGAAUUAGUCAAGAAUCUUAUUGUAGCAAUGCUUACAAGCUAAACAAAAUGAAGUAGAUGGGAUACUUCCAUUUCUACCCUAGGCUGCAGUGUAACACAGCUGUGCACUGUUAAAAUUAGAAAUGGUUCUCCCUUCCCAGGAGACCCCACAGUUUCUCCUAAUGCAGUGCUAAGCUGCAAUAGGAGAAAACAUGCUUUUAAGUAUCCUGGCAGUGCAUGGACGUGGGAACUGAGGUUUGAGACCUUGGUCUGAAAUAGGUAGAGCAGGGACUUAAACCUUGUUCUUUGACAGUGGAUGUGAAUGCAUUAGCUAUCAAGCUGCUGCGAUGGGGGAAGGGGUCUGUUUGGCAUUAAGCAGAAAUGCCAUCCUUGUUAGAACUAACACAUUCAUUCCCAUGUAAUGUUUAUUUCAACAAAUCCACAUUUUCCAACCAAAGUAGUUGCAAAUUCCCAGCCAGCUUCAAUUAGAAUUGCUGUCGUAGUGCCAGAGGCAGCUACUCCCAGGACAUAGCUACAGCUAACUUACUGUGCCAGAUGGCACUAUGCCAAAGUCCAUGACUCUUCUCUAGGCACACUAUUUCCCAAAGUGGAAGCAGGGUAGCCACCUUAGCACUGUGCUGCAGGCAACUGAUUAGCUGUACAGCAAAACUAAUCAGUCCAGAAAAUUAACAAGUCAGACAGACCU
Alligator sinensis (Chinese alligator) is the source of this 6483-nucleotide messenger RNA. RefSeq names its product mutL homolog 3 (gene MLH3). The record is from RefSeq and is a predicted model, not a curated record. Gene Ontology annotation, biological process: mismatch repair. Lineage: Eukaryota; Metazoa; Chordata; Crocodylia; Alligatoridae. Gene Ontology annotation, molecular function: ATP binding; ATP-dependent DNA damage sensor activity; protein binding. Gene Ontology annotation, cellular component: mismatch repair complex. The transcript is spliced from 12 exons. Bases 918 to 5246 code for a protein of 1442 amino acids.